CAGUCACAGUGCAGCCAUAUAAAAUGGUCGGCGGUGAAAUGCGAGCACUUGGCUUCAUAGAAAUCUAGGCUCAUCUUGGAAAGUCUUAGCUACUUGCCUAUAGAAGUGGAUAUACAGGGAGCCCAGAUCAGGACGAUUUGCGCAGUGGCCAGAGACAUGAGUGCGAUGACAUCAGAAAGUAUUGCCUCGCUAGAGCCCCUGGAUGAUGUUGCACGCAGAGAAUUAGGAGAAACACCUGCGGUAAAACAGACGGCUCUGGAAGAGUUGCGCCAGCUUAUUUCAGGUGACCCAUCGCUGAACUGCCCGACGGAUGACGACUUUCUGGUCAAGUUUCUGCGAGCCCGCAAGUACGACACGCAGUUCGCUUUCGAGAACAUCAAGAAAUACUUCAAGGUUCGAAGGGACAGACCGGAACUGUUUGAAGACCUAACUCCGAGCAGCAUCCCUUUCGACGUCGUCUGCCGCAAGCAUCAGCUGCUGACGGUGUCGCGCCACACGGAUCCACUGGGAAGAAUGGUUUUUCUGACGAAGAUCGGUUCCUGGAACAGCGAGAUCUGCUCACUGAACGACUACUUCAGAGUGGGCUUAGCCCUCUGCGAGUACUUCCUCCUUCGGGAAGAUUUUCAAGUUAGAGGCAUCGUGGCCAUUGUAGAUUUAAAGGGCCUCAACGUCUACCACCUGCCUUACUACACACCUUCUGUUAUAAGAACGCUCGUCAGUCUUGUACAGGACUGUUUUCCCUUGCGCCUGAAGAAAGUCUACAUUAUCAACAAUCCUCCAAUCUUUGACUUUUUAUUUGCAAUUGCCAAGACCUUCCUUAAAGCAAAACUUGCGAAACGGAUUCGCCUUUUUGGCUACAAUUUGACAGAAUUGCACCAACUUGUGCCAGAUGACGUCAUUUCGAAGGAACACGAAGGGGCGAACGAAAGCUUCAAUUACGACCAAUUGGAGAGGGAGUUGAAGACUGCGGAGAAUUUCUUCCAGGCACUGAGUUCUUACGGAUACCGCGAGACGUUGUCGACAAAAAUGACGCCUGAGCCAAACGGCGCUCUCGCUGACGAGGAACUAAGUGAAGAUUACGUGCAUCUUUAACCACUCUGUGAUCUAAUGAAGCUUCAUGUGGCCUUUGGGUUGCGAAAAUUGAAAGUCAUGCGCAAGUGUUUGUUCAUUUUUUGCAUUCCCCACUUGUCGCGAACGCAGCUUUCAUAUGAUUAUCUUUACUAAGCUUCCCCCACCAUAUAAUGGCAGCGUGUUACCAGACCUUUUUCCUUGUAGGCCUCACUGGCUCUUCUCUUUUUUUUUUCUUCUCGCUCUCUCCACCUCCCAUUUGCCUAUGUUGGGGCCCAGAAAUUAAGCUAACAUUUAUUCCUAAAUAUACCUAACGUUAUUUUUCACGCUCUCUCCCUCUCCCAUUUUCUUAUGUUGGGGCCCAUAAAUUAAGCUAACAUUUAUUCUUACGUAUACUUUACGUUAGCCAGCGUUGUUGACACCAUUUUCGGUAGCUCUUUCCCACGAAGCCAGAUUUCACUUGGGACAAGACUUCACUCGCUGGUGACCAAGUUGAAGUGCGACAAAGUGUGGUACUCACCCGUUGUCAUCACAGCAGCAUCCAUCAGAAAAGGGACAAUAUGGCAUGUCCUCUUUCCUUUUUUGUUAAUGAUUUUGCAUCUGCUGGAGUGCGCACUUCUUGCAAACAGGCAAGGUCAGUGCUGCAGAAAGACCGUGCGGAACACAAACUAGUGUUCGAGGAGACCAUCAAGCCUUAUAGGUCCCGAUACCCUGCUUGAACUACAUUUGCUUCGAUCAUAAGCGAUGUCUAGUCGCCCUGGCUAGUGUUGUAUUAUGAUGUAACUGUUGAUGUAAUGAUGUACCUGAUGCCCAGUUACAUCACUUAGGAAACAGAAUGAAGAUGUCGAGGAUUUCAUGCCAACUGCUGGCACAAUUUGUAUCUUCACUGCAACUCGGCGAGUAAAAAAAUCUUCAAUAGACAGAA
Messenger RNA from Dermacentor albipictus, 1993 nucleotides. Its product is annotated as alpha-tocopherol transfer protein-like. The record is from RefSeq and is a predicted model, not a curated record. Gene Ontology annotation, cellular component: membrane. Gene Ontology annotation, molecular function: phosphatidylinositol bisphosphate binding. Lineage: Eukaryota; Metazoa; Arthropoda; Arachnida; Ixodida; Ixodidae.